CCGGAUCUCUGUGGAGCCUCCGACGCGCCGGCUUUGAGCAUCCCUGGCCAGCCAGGCGGGAGGUCCCGGAGCUGUGGCUCCGGCGGCAGCGGCUCGUCCCGCCCUCGACAUGGCCAGCAUCGGAGAGGACACAUCCAACGACGGUGAUGCACCCCCUGCAGCAGCCGCGGUGGCAGAUGGUGCCCACCUCCUGGGCUUCUCUGAUGAGAUCCUCCUGCACAUCCUGAGCCACGUCCCCAGCAUAGACUUGAUUCUGAACGUCCGGCGCACCUGCCGGAAGCUCGCAGCGCUGUGCCUGGACAAGAGCCUCACCCACACGGUGCUGCUGCAGAAGGACUAUGAGGCCAGCGAGGACAAGGUGAAGCAGCUGGUGACGGAGAUCGGCUGGGAGAUCCAGCAGCUCAGCAUGGCCGGCUGCUACUGGCUGUCGGGCAGCACGGUGGAGCACGUGGCCCGCUGCCGCGGCCUGGUGAAGGUGAACCUCUCGGGCUGCCACCUGACCUCCCUGCGCCUCUCCAAGGUUCUGUCGGCCCUGCAGUGCCUGCGCUCCCUGGCCAUCGACGUGAGCCCCGGCUUCGACGCCAGCCAGCUGAGCGGUGAGUGCAAGGCCACGCUGAGCCGUGUGCGGGAGCUCAAGCAGACGCUGUACACGCCCUCGUACGGCGUGGUGCCCUGCUGCACCAGCCUCGAGAAGCUGCUGCUGUACUUCGAGAUCCUGGACCGCACGCGCGAGGGCGCCGUGCUCUCGGGCCAGCUGAUGGUGGGCCAGAGCAACGUGCCGCGCUACCAGCACCUGCGCGUCUUCUACGCCCGCCUGGCCCCCGGCUACAUCAACCAGGAGGUGGUGCGCCUUUACCUGGCUGUGCUCAGCGACCGCACGCCCGAGAACCUGCACGCCUUCCUCAUCUCCGUGCCCGGCAGCUUUGCCGAGAGUGGGGCCACCAAGAACCUCCUGGAGUCCAUGGCCCGCAACGUGGCGCUGGACGCGCUGCAGCUGCCCAAGUCCUGGCUCAACGGCUCGGCCCUCCUCCAGCACAUGAAGUUCAGCAGCCCCUUCUACUUCAGCUUCAGCCGCUGUGCCCUGUCCGGCGGCCACCUGAUCCGGCGCGUCAUUGACGGCGGCAGGGACCUCCGGAGCCUGGCCGGCCUGAACCUCAGCGGCUGUGCGCACUGCCUGGCACCCGACUCCCUGCUGCGCAAGGCGGAGGACGACAUCGACAGUGGCAUCCUGGAGACGCUGGUGGCGGCCUGCGGCAACCUGCGGCACCUCAACCUCUCGGCUGCCCACCAUCACAGCCCCGAGGGCCCCGGCCGGCACCUGUGCCAGCUGCUGGCCCGGCUCUGCCACCUGCGCUCCCUGUCGCUGCCCGUCUGCGCCGUCGCUGACUCGGCGCCGCGGGCCGACCGCGCGCCUGUCCAGCCCGCCACACACGCCGUGCCCCGCGGCUUCGGCAAGAAGGUCCGCAUCGGCGUGCCGUCUGGCCCCGACCCUUUCUCUGGGCAGGCGGGCCCCCCGCCGUCCUCUGUGUUCUGGUCGCUGCUGAAGAGCGUGCCCUUCCUGGACCGCCUCGAGCUGAUCGGGUCCAACUUCUCGUCUGCCAUGCCGCGCAACGAGCCAGCCAUCCGCAACUCGCUCCCCCCCUGCGGCCGGGCGCAGAGCGUGGGGGACUUGGAGGUGGCCGCCAUCGGCCAGCUGGCCUUCCUGAGGCACCUGACGCUGGCCCAGCUGCCCAGCAUCCUGACAGGCUCCGGGCUGGUCAGCAUCGGCCUCCACUGCCAGCAGCUCCAGUCCCUCUCCCUGGCCCACCUGGGCACGAUGGGCAAGGUGGCCUACACGUCGGCCCUCUCGGACAUGCUGAAGCACUGCAGGCGGCUCAAGGACCUCAGGCUGGAGCAGCCCUACUUCAGCGCCAACGCCCAGUUCUUCCAGGCGCUGAGCCAGUGCUCCGCGUUGCAGCGCCUGUGCCUGGUGUCCCGCAGUGGCACCCUGCAGCCCGAGGCCGUGCUGGCCUUCAUGGCGCGCUGCCUGCACGUGGUCGUGUGCCACCUGUUCACUGGCGAGUCGCUCAGCACGUGCCGGAGCCUGCAGCAGUCCCUCGUCCGCAGUUUCCAGGCCGAGCGGCCCGCGCUGAAUGUCGUCAUCUUCCCCCUGCUCCACGAGGGUCUGACCGAUGUCAUCCGCGACGUCCCCAUGGUGCACCUGGACGAGGUCACCUUAUUUAAGAGCAGAGUGGCCGAGGAGCCGCCAAACCUGUGGUGGUGACACGCCGCCCGUGGCCGCUGCGUCUCCGUGGCCGAGGAAGCAGGACUGCCCCGGACGGGUGUGUGGCUUCCGGCCUGGGCCACGGCCGCCGCAGCUGCUCCCCUGCCCGAGGACCCCGGAUGCCCGGUGGGUCACCGGAGGAAGGAAGCCCCCUCCCCAGCCCUUAGGGGCCUCCUCUUGUGAGGAAUCUGUGUUCAGUGACGCUCUGGCUGCGAUGCGUGAGGCAGCGGCGGCAGGGCCGGCUGUCGGGCGACCUGCGGGCCUGGCCGGCGUGGUCUUGGGCUGAGACUCCUUGGGGGCCAGGUCCCCGGAGCGCCACAUGGCCCCACGGCUGCCCCCCAGCCCCCAGGAGAGGCCCUGUGCUCCUGGCCGCCUGCCUCGGGCUCUGUGGGGGGGCGGCUGUGAGCCCGAGGCAGGGAGGAGCUCGCAGGUGCUGUGGCAGACUUGGGGCUCGCCCCUCCUUGCACUUAACCCAGUUCCACCUCUGGUCUGCGUCCAGCCACAUGACAGCAGACAGGUUAGGGCCAGGAGCGGGUUGCUGGGCAGGGAAUCUGCAGGUCCCUGUGAAGGUCUGUGUUUCUGGGGCAACACGGAUAGACCUGCUUCAUUAGAAAACCUUGAAAUAUUAAAACCCAGAAGGGAUGUGUGGGGCCGGAGGAGUGAUCACAUUACCCCGUUUCAGAUAGCUCUAUUUAGCACUUUAAAAAAAUGCAACGCAGCUAUUCCCCAAACGAGGGUUGUCCUCCCAGCGUCCUGGGCCUCCCGCCACGUGCCGCCCUGUGCUUCUGCCUUGUCAGCCGCGAGACUACCCCCAGAGCCGUCAUGCCUGCGGCUGGGGGUCUUCUGAGGGACCCCGAUUGGGUUCCCUCCACCCAGCGUCUUGCCCCAACGCUCCCGGUGACGGUCCUGGAGAAUUCCAGGGAAGGCUGGGCGGCGUCGGGGCAGCUUCCGGCCGGGGGCACCUGGGUCUCCGCAGAGGCUGCCUCCCCAGGACCCCAGGGGCUGGGCCCAUCUCGCCCCGGCCUCCCUCUCCCUCUGGGCUGGGGGUGCAGGUUCCCCAGGCCCUCCUCACCGCUGCGGCCCGUCUCGGCUGCCGUCCGCUCUGUGGCCCCCAGCGCAGCCCGCUUCCCACUCUGUUCCGUGUGAUGGUCGCCCCCGUGUCGUGUAGCGUGUCCUGUAGUUUGCCUGUUGCAGGGUCCGGUACCUGGACCCCGGGCCUGUGUUCGCCUGCCCUUCCCUGGGUUCUCAAGGGGCAGACAGUUCAGCAGCCCCCGCCCUGCCAGGCCGAGGGGGUCCAGGAGGCCUUCCGAUGGUGGAAGCGCUCGGAGGGCCAGGGUCUCGGGACGCACACAGGCCCCCGAGUGCUCCGGUCGAUUCUUCCUAAGAGCAGUCUGCCUGGCGGCCUCCGCCCGUCCCCACGGCCCUGGCCCUGCUCUCACCUCCCGCAGCACUGGGUGGAGCUGGGGCUCUCCCCCUGCGCUGUGGUUUUCUCGCCGAGGGUGCAGUUGUCUCCUGUCUGGAGCAUGGGGUGCCCUCCUCCCUCCCCAUCCUCCGCUGGCGGCUCUUUGCCUCCUGCCCAGAGGGCCCUGUCUGCCGGCUGCCCCCAGAUGGGACCCCCACCAGACCAGCAGCCCUCGCCUCCACAGUCCUGACCUGGCCUGAGAGUCACAACCGGGCCCGCUCCUCUGGCCAUGCAGGCCGCAGGCUAGGCUGCCCUGGGCCCUGGAGAGACAGGGCCAAGGCCCUCGUUAGGGCCACACGCUGUAGAUGAGGGUCUGAGAGGCGGUGGGAGUCCCCCACCUCAUUUCUGGGCAUGUCUUUCAGUUGCGCCUUGAGACCACCGGGAGGGCGAUCAGGAAGGUGACGUGGGGACCAACUGCUCGCCGCCCUCACAGCAAGAGCGUGGCCAGCUACAACCCGACCGGCAGGGGGACGCAGCCCAGGGUGGGGGCAGGUGGUCUGGCCGACUCUGGGACCCCUGGGGCCCUGGGUGCACAUUUCCUUUCGUCCAGAGCAGCCCGGGCUCAGGCCAGAGGAUGAUCGUUCCACUAAGAAUUUGUCCACAGGCUGCCAUGGUUUUCGUGCUCUGGCCCGGAUGGCCUGUCCUCGUUAGCAAGCAGUGUCAUUUAUGCCAGCAAACAGGGCUGGGAGGGGCCGUUCACGGAGGCUGGGGCACGCGCUGACUUGGAAAGCAGCCCCCAAACAGGAGGCCUUGUAUUUGUAGUGUCCCCUCAACCAUCCUUUCCUUAGAGCAAGAAUUUCCGCGGCUUCUCCACCCAAGACAGGCUUCACCAGAUGUUAAUAACGCGCUCAUUCUCGCUAAGUGCUAUUUUGGCACCGGUGUUAAUUGCAAUUUAUAUUCUGCAGCAUUUUAUGCUGGGAAAAGAACCCACCCUAAUGGUCCCCAAUUGGCAGAACUGGGCUGUUAAGUGACGGACCAUAUGCUGCCUGCUGAGGGGGGCCUGGUCAGCACUGGCGCCUGCGUGUGUGUGUACGUGUGUGCGUGUGCAUGGUGCGUGCAUGGACGUCUGUGCGCCUACACGUGUGAGGUAGUCUGCUGUGGACGGGCUCUUAUUCCUGGUGUGCACGCUGUGUGUGUGCACGCUGUGUGCGUGAGGCAGACACUGGGGGAGGUGGGAAUGAGGGAGGAGGGGAUCACGGAGAUCUCUCUGUUAAAAAGAGAAACCCCCGGCCUCCUGAGGCCGCCCCCCUGCCUGUGGCCCCUCCUCACCCCUAGACCCCUCGGCCCUGCCUGCUCCCAGGGCUGUGGCUUUGCCGCUGCAGCAUCAGGCAGCCUAGCUGGCCGGGCCUGAAGGUGCUCCCCUAGGGAGGCUUCUUGAGCUUGAGGAGAGUAGAGACCCGCAGGCCCCCUUCCGUGCUGUCGGUGGCUUUUCUCUUUGUCACGUGCGAGUAUUUUUAUUUCCGAGCUGAGGGGGCUGGAUUAAAGGCACUUCACUCUCAUACAACAAGGGGACGGAUUUCAUCCCCACCUGUCAGCUGCCCGUCCGAGGACCCAAGGAGACAGGUCCGAGGGUCCCUCCUCCGCAAAGCCCCUGAGGGCCUCUCCACUGAGGCCUGGGAUGCCGCCACCCCUCCUUGGGCAGGUCUGCAGGGCUGGGUGCUGAGGGUGACACUCCCUUAACCCCCUGAGCCAGGAUCCAGAGCUGCAGGCCGCUCGGCCCAGGGGGCAGAAGCUUGCCAGGGGCCAGGGCUGGGAAAGUUCUCCAGGGGGUCUGAAGCCAGCAAUCGCAGCCUUACUGCGUCAGUGGCCUCCCUGGGUGCACGGCCAGGAAGGCGGCGGGUCUCAGGCCCCCCUCUCCCCCACCUGGCCCCGCCUGGCAGGAAAGGGACCUGCCCUGAUGGGCCCACCCUUGCGUCCUCCUCUGAGUGGCACCGGGGCAGCCGGCAGCCUCCUGCUUCCUCUCGUUCUCACUGUUUGUUCCUUUAGGAUUUGAAAAUUGCUGAGACCUUGUGAGAAGCAGUAAGAGAAGUUCGUGGGUGAGGAAGAUGCAGCGCGGCCGUGGCAGCAGGCUCCCACGGCUUCAGUCCCAAAACCCGAGGUGAGGGGGACGUGGACGCUGACACCUGUGCUCCCUGUGGCCUCAGCCCCGGUCCCCCUCCCCCCCGGACGGGAGAGGGGCGGGUUGCGCUGAGGGGCUCAGGGACGGUCGCCGGUCUGGUCUGCAUCGAGGGCGCAGGGUUCCACUGGGCAUGAUGAACAGACACCCACAGGAAUUCAAACAAACUGGGGGUCCGACACAGGCCAACCAACAUCGUCUAAACCACUUUCUAAAGCUCUUUCAAAAGCCAGUGAAGUGUGAGGUUUUGCCUUGAGGUCACAGGGUCAGGGCUCCCACUGCACCGGACACCAAGCCGGCCAGCCCCAGAGGCCUCCCCGCUGCGCCCACUGCGCUGGCGGGGGGUACGAGAGGUGAGGGUGCUUUUGCACAUGUGGCCGUGGGCACGUGGCACCCUGCAGCCACCAGCGGCGCUCAGCCCCGGGACCACUGCCCUCUGACCAUCGCCCAUCUGCCUGCCCCUCUGACUGGACAGUCUUGCUCAGCACGUUACCAAUGGUAAGAGGGGUGAGGUGAGUUGCCAGGGUUUGUCACGGCAUGUGCGUGACCAGGUGCUACACGGCCGCAUACACGUCACCUGCCUUUUGAUGACCGCCCUCCUUGUCCUCCGGUGAGGCCACUCCUGAAUUUCGCGUUCCAGCUACAUUUUGAAUGGGUAUUUUCAUGUAAAUCUGUGGCAUGUGAAAAGUUUCAAAUAAA
This is a messenger RNA of Mesoplodon densirostris (Blainville's beaked whale), 6540 nucleotides long. It is a transcript of the gene FBXL18, whose product is annotated as F-box and leucine rich repeat protein 18. Gene Ontology annotation, molecular function: protein binding. Gene Ontology annotation, cellular component: SCF ubiquitin ligase complex. The coding region runs from base 110 to 2263 and encodes 717 amino acids. Gene Ontology annotation, biological process: SCF-dependent proteasomal ubiquitin-dependent protein catabolic process. The record is from RefSeq and is a predicted model, not a curated record. The transcript is spliced from 5 exons. Lineage: Eukaryota; Metazoa; Chordata; Mammalia; Artiodactyla; Ziphiidae.